Xenopus laevis (African clawed frog) is the source of this 2489-nucleotide messenger RNA. It is a transcript of the gene eri2.L, whose product is annotated as ERI1 exoribonuclease family member 2 L homeolog. The record is from RefSeq and is marked provisional. NCBI's taxonomy places the organism in Eukaryota, Metazoa, Chordata, Amphibia, Anura, Pipidae. Gene Ontology annotation, molecular function: 3'-5'-RNA exonuclease activity; nucleic acid binding; zinc ion binding.
CGGGUCGGGACACCCGGGACUGGAAAUUGCUUUAUGAUUUUUUUGAAACCACCAUUCAGUUCCGCCUCAGAUCAACUUGUGCUGCUGCUGAACGUCUGAAAUGGCAACUAAACAACUAGCAAAACAGCUUGGCUUGAUAAGAAGAAGCUCCAAAACGUCUCAGACUUCAAGCAAUGUCUCACGUCCCAAAGCUAGGCAAUUUUUUGAAUAUCUAAUCAUCAUCGACUUUGAGUCAACUUGCUGGAAAGAUGGCAAGCAUUCCACUCAAGAAAUCAUUGAAUUUCCAGCUGUUUUGUUAAAUGUGUCAAAUGGGGAGAUAGAGUCUGAAUUCCACACGUAUGUGCAGCCCCAAGAGCACCCAAUACUCUCAGACUUUUGUACAGAACUCACCGGUAUAAAUCAGCAACAAGUUGACGAUGGGGUCCCAUUGAAGAUCUGCUUGUCACAGUUUAACAGCUGGAUUCAGAAGCUCCAAAAAGAAAAGGGCAUUGCUUUUGUUACUGCUGUGCCCACUCAUUCCUCAGCAGAACACAAGAUGUGUGCCUUUGUUACUUGGUCAGAUUGGGAUUUGGGAGUCUGUUUGUUAUAUGAAUGUAGACGGAAACAAAUGAAAAAACCUGACAUUUUGAAUUCAUGGAUUGAUCUCAGAGCAACAUACAAGCUCUUUUACAAUCGCAGACCAAAAGGAUUAAAUGGGGCUUUGCAGGAUUUGGGAAUUGAAUUUUCUGGAAGGGAGCAUUCUGGUCUGGAUGAUUCCCGCAAUACUGCAAAGUUGGCUUGGAGAAUGAUCUGUGAUGGAUGUGUGAUGAAAAUAACCAAAUCUUUAGAUAAGGUGAACCAUAAGAUUUCCUAUACAAGACACCAGCAAGUGCUGCCAGCUCAGGAUGCCAAUUCUGUUCAAGUCGGUACCAUCCAGACCUCCGAGAUGCAUUCUGAGAAAAAUCCCCAGCCAUCUUUUGAUAAGACUGCUGCUUGUGUCAGUGUUAUGAACCUACAGAAGGAUCUAGAGCCUAGUUCUCUAAAAAUAAACGGUAAACCAAUUGUUGGUCGAGACAAAGCUGUUACAAUGCUAAAUGGACACCAAGGUCAAGAAUCAUUACCUUCCCAGACUUUAAUAAAUGGAUUGUCUACAACUCUUGGUAAUGGUCCCAAACGCUGCUUUACCAACAGAACUUCACUCGGCACUCUGCAAACUGGGGUGUCACUUGGAGCCUUUACUUCUACACCAGCUGAGCUCCCCUCUUUAGGUUCAGGACAUGUUCUUAUGUCAACCACUGUUACCUCAGUUACUGAUAUCUCUGCUUUGGAUAUCAGCUCUACAUCCGACUGCUUAUCUAUGCUGGCUGAUUGGGAAGAUGCUGCAGUUAUUGAAGACUCGCAGGAAGAGCCAAGUGUCCCAACAACUGAACAAUCGGAUUUGUUAAUGGCACAGACAUCGGUUGACGUAACAUUGCCAGAAACAAAUAUGGCUUACUGCAAUGGACUAGGAAAUCAGAAAUAUGGUAGUUUUCAUCCACACUCUAUAGCAUAUCAAAGCCGUAAUACAACAAUUUAUAAUAUUAAUGUAAAGCAAAAUGUGUCUAGUUGUUCCACAUUUAAAGUACCUGGUGUGUUGGCAAGAAGAUCCACUAAUAUGAUGCCAACAUCUGCACAGCUAAACAAAAUGUCUACAUCUUUGCCUUCAUUUCCAAAAAGGAAGCUUUCAAGUGUAAGCUUUUACUCGCCCCCCAAAAAACAGCCUUUUAUUAUACACGAAGAUAAGUGCUCUUCAAAUAACCGAUCUCUGCCAGUGACCUCUAGCCGCCCUCACAAUGUGCCUCCUACUGUUUUAAAUGCUACAGUGAAUAACACCUUCAAAUCUGCUCAGACUGGAAAAAUCACUGCCCCUAUGUGUAACUGUGGUCGGAGGGCAAAGAGGCUCACUGUUUCUAACGCCGGCCCUAACCAGGGCAAAGCCUUCUACACCUGCUCUGUGAAGAAAAGAAAUGAGGAAAACAAAAAAGGCUGUGACUAUUUUAAGUGGGAACAAACCGUUGUCAAAGAGAAAUCUGCUCAGUCCACAAUCAUACUGUCUAAAAGCGGAAUUUCAUUUAGCUCCAAUACAAGCUUCACUGCAGCAAACUCUGCCUCUCGCAGGUCGUUUGUUUCCUUAAGACCCUCUAUGAGAACAUGAUUUUGGAUUCAAGAAAACUUACAUUUUUAAUGAAUUCCUUAACACAGAAACAUUGACAUAAAUGUAAUGUUUUUCUUUACAUUUUUAUUAGACUCUCGCCUUAAGCUCAGACAUUGGAGCUUUUAGAAGAAACCAUGAACGUAGUAUAUUUUUAAUCCUAUACUCCUGCAAUGUGCAAAUGCGAAUUCAAUCUAGAUGCCAUCUUGUUGAGAUCAUGGAUGUUCUUAAUAUUUUAAUACAUUUGCUCUUUUUAACAGACUAUGAAAUAAUGACUUUUUUUACUAAAAAAUAUUUAAUAAACUUUUUUUCAAAUAUA